CUAGGAAAGCUUAUCAUUUCUCUUUAACGAUUAGUUGUCAUUUGACUUCAGGUACAUUAAAUCGUUCAAUCAGUUCCGUCCUCAGCAUAUUGAAAAUUAAAUGGAGUUUUCGUUAUUCGAUUAUAUAGAUACCUCGACACUGCCAUUUAAAAACCCAAUGAAAAUGUUAUAACACAGUGAAAAUGGCUGAGAAUAAGAACGUCGAUGACGUGAAACAAGAGAUAAAUGAUCCAAUUAGUGAGGUUGAAAUAGGCCAAGAAACUGAAGCAGAUUACUAUGCCUUAAAGAAAUGGGAGCUAGGGUUUUUAAGGAGAGAAUGUGUGAAUUUAGGCCUAGAGGCAUUCUACAACAAGUACAUGGCAAGAGUACAGCGAAGCUACUUAUCAAUAUUCGUGGUACUACAGACUUUCAUAAGUAUAGCUCACGUAGUGGUAAUAGUAACAGGAGAACAACACCCCACUGCUGCCAUACACCCAGAUUUGAUUUGCUACACGUUUGGAAGCUUGAUUGUCUGGGUUUCAUUGUUUGCUGCAUUUAAAGAAAGGCUCAUCAAAGCACAUCCAUGGGUACCGUAUGUAACAUCAUGUGCAGCGAUUUUCACGCUCAUAGUGACCGAUAUAAUGAUACCACUCUAUCAUGCUGUAGUAUCUUUCAUGAACCCUCCCCUACGGCCGUCAUAUGCCAGUCAUAUAAUAUUCGCAAUUUACAUCUUUCUACCACUUAGCGAAAAUAUUCAUGUAAUCAUUUUAGGUGGUGCUACUACCAUAUGUUAUUUAAUAAUAAUGGCUUUGAUUUCAUAUCGUCUGGAACAAGAUAUGCUCAUCAAAGUAGUAACAGAGCUGAUUUACUUUUUAUGUCUUAAUUUAUUUGGAUUAUAUUUUCGCCUAAUAAACGAAGUGGCCAUUCGACGCACAUUUCUGGACCGCAGGGAGUUAGUUGAAGGGAAUCUUCUUUUGAAAUUUGCAAGAAAUCAAGAGAAAGAACUGUUGUUGAGUAUUCUACCGGAACACACAGCUGAAUUAAUGGAAAAAGACAUAAGAGUCAUGAUUGAAAAAAUGCGCAGUGGUCAUAACAACAAUAUCAACAUGCAAAACUUUUUCAGAACUGGGACUCAAUGGCGAUCUAUAAACAAACUAUACGUGCAAAAGCAUACAAAUGUAACAAUUCUAUAUGCGGAUGUGGUCAACUAUACAUAUAUUACCACUCAGUUACCGGUUAAAGCUCUGGUUGAUGUUCUCCAUGAACUAUUUGUCAAAUUCGAUGAAGCGGCAAAAGAGUUUAAUGUGUUGAGGAUAAAAUUUUUGGGUGAUUGUUAUUACUGCGUUUCGGGCGUGCCCAUCAAGAAUAAAUACCAUGCAAAAAGCUGUGUUGAUCUAGGACUACGCAUGAUUAAGGAUAUUCGAGAUGUAAGAAUGUCAAGAGAUCUUAACAUAGAUAUGCGAAUCGGCAUACACUCCGGAAGCAUUAUUUCUGGCGUGAUAGGAGCAUGCAAAUGGCAGUACGAUAUUUGGUCCAGAGAUGUAAUCAUAGCAAAUAAGAUGGAAUCAACUGGAGAAGCUGGUAAAGUGCACGUUACAAUGCAAACAUUGGAAUUGUUGGACGGGGAAUACAUUUACGAAGACGGUACGGAUAAAGCUAAGUCCGACCCAAUUCUAGUGAAGCACAACAUACAAACGUUCCUCAUAGUACCUCAAUUUUCAGAUGAUAAUAAUUAUUUCGCAUUGUCGGAUUCUGCAACAAGUAGCCGAUUGUCGGUCGGAGUCAAACGAAAAACUAUCCAAAUCAAGAAAGAUCGAAGUCAAGUAACUCGAAACUUCAUGCAAAACUCAAUGGAACAAUUCCGAGAAAUAAUGAAACAAACCAACGUCGAAAUGGCAAAGGAAUUAGAUCGUAUGCCAAUAGGAAAAUUUCAAUUCAACAAAAUAUUUUCAACCAGCCGCCAUACAACGCAGCAGCAAGCAUCAACGACAGCACACUACUCGAAUGCAUAUACUAAUAGCGACACGAUCAGCGAUAGUCGUUUGGAUAAUAUAUCUACUUUUUUCAUGUGCUUCGAAAAUAAACGCUGGGAGUGGCUAUACAUGAAAGAGCCAGAUCUUAUGCUUAAGUACAGUGUGCUUAUGAGCUUUAUAGUUUUUGUCUGCAUUUUUUUAAUACAGGUUUUUGACAAUGCGUCUGGAUUCUAUUUUUGGAUGAUAAUGCUGUUUACUGGAUUAGUGUUGUUUUGUUUCAUACCGAUUACAUGGUUUAAAAAACUCUGGGAUAUAUACACGCCAUAUUCAUCGGAGGAUUUGCUCCGCAUUCGAAAACCAAGAAACCUGGUUCUGCGAAAGAUGUACGAUUUUUCAAACAGUGUAAUGGGAAGUUUUGCAUUUCGAACAAUUAUUUAUCUCGUAACAAUCGUAAUUUUAGUUACCUGUUCUUUAGUUUAUUUGAUUGAAUGCAACUAUGAUAUCAUUGACAGAGGUGUGCAGGAAAAUUACAACGAAACUAUGUACAAAGAAUCACUCGUCGAAAAAGCAUUCUGCUCGAACUCAUGGUCUGUUAGCCAGUGUCUCACACUUGCCAUUGGGAUGGCAUUCUUGUUCCUACGAGUUCACUAUCUUCUCAAAGUAGUGUGUGGAUUAGCAAUCCUUCUGUUCUAUUCAUGGGCUAUAUUUGACGAGCUAUACUAUAUUUACGACAAUAGCGCCAGCAUGAACCCAGGAAUGAAUCCCAAAGUGGCACAUCUACUAUUAGUAGUCUUUACUGUAAUAAUUUUUCAUUGGAUUGACCGACAAUCGGAAUACAUUGCUCGAGUUGACUAUAACUGGAAAAGGCAACUAUUAAAACAAAAAGAAGAAGCAGAAGUCACCAAGCAAACUAAUAAAAUCCUUGUAGAAAACAUUCUACCUACACAUGUUGCUGAAAUUUACAUCAAUCGUCAACUGAAAAAUGAAUUCUACAAUGAGGAGUAUAAAAAUGUUGCAGUUAUGUUUGCAACAAUUACAAACAUGGAAAUAAACACGGAUAUCGCGGUAGAAAACGAGAAAAGUGUCUUGAAAGUAUUGAACGAGAUCAUUUGUGACUUUGAUGAAAAGUUACAAUACUUUGAUGGCUAUUUGAAAGUGGAGAAAAUAAAAGUUGCAGGGUGGACAUAUAUGGCAGCAUGUGGGCUUGAUCCUGGUCGAUGUGACUCAUCAUCUUCACUAGGACCAUAUCGUUCAGUUUCCGGUAUCACACGCACAUCUCUGAUGACCAAUGGUAGAAGAAGUUUAAAUCCUAGAACAUCAGAUAUAUCCCCACAGCUUCCUCGUAGAAAUAAUUCCAGUACGAGGCACAGCAACAACGUAACAAUUGUUAUGACUGAAUUUGCGCUAGAACUGAUGAAGGUUUUGCGCGACUUUAGCAUUGAAAAUUUUAAGCAAACGAAUCCUGGCUUGUUGAGAGUUGGUAUUUCGAAUGGGAAAGUAAUGGCUGGAGUUGUUGGCUCAAGUAAACCUCUAUACGAUAUAUGGGGAAAUGCCGUGAACAUGGCAUCCAGGAUGGAUUCUACAGGAGUUCCUGGGCGAAUCCAAGUGACUAAGGAAAGCGCAGAAAUUCUUCAGAGUUACGGAUUUCAAUGUGAAUAUAGAGGCCAAAUAUUCGUUAAAGGAAGAGGAAAAAUUCCGACCUAUUUCGUAAAUGUUAAUGAUAGUUAUGAACUCAUCAAAAGCACAACAGCAGAUAAUAUUUCAACCAAACUAUAAAAAUCAGCAG
Messenger RNA from Ochlerotatus camptorhynchus, 3738 nucleotides. It is a transcript of the gene ACXD, whose product is annotated as Adenylyl cyclase X D. Gene Ontology annotation, molecular function: adenylate cyclase activity. Gene Ontology annotation, biological process: intracellular signal transduction; cAMP biosynthetic process; adenylate cyclase-inhibiting G protein-coupled receptor signaling pathway. The record is from RefSeq and is a predicted model, not a curated record. NCBI's taxonomy places the organism in Eukaryota, Metazoa, Arthropoda, Insecta, Diptera, Culicidae. The transcript has 16 exons. Bases 183 to 3728 code for a protein of 1181 amino acids. Gene Ontology annotation, cellular component: plasma membrane.